AUGGUGCAUGCAGAGUCUGGAAAUGUGGGUGUGGUCAACAAAUUACUGGAUUCACAUGCCUUCAUGGAUGCACAGGACAUGCGUGGACAAACAGCUCUGAUGAAGUCAUCAUUCAGGGGCAGACUGGAAGUGGUACAGGAGAUGGUCAGAAGAGGGGCUCUUAUUGACCUCAAGUGCAAGGAAGGGAGGACUGCAGUGAUGUAUGGGGUGAUGGGAGGUAAUGUGGAAGUCACAAAGUUCCUGACUAUGUCUGGAGCUGACUUGACCAUAACUGACAAUAAUGGGCAAACUGUGCUGGACAUAACAGAAAACAGGGAAAUACGCACUUUCCUUGAGAAAAAAACAACCGUAAAGAGAGUUGAUAAGGAUCCAUUCACAGCUGUGAUGAGCCAAUAUCUGGAUAUGCAAAAGACGCAAAAAAGGAUAACAGACAAAGAGAAUACGCAGAGUAGCAGCACACUCUCUCCCGGCCAGCCUGCUCUGGAAUCGCCAAAGAGUAGGCGAAAGGGAGAGGGAGACCAGAUCAGUGAGGGUCUGUCAGAGGAAGACCCCAUGAAACACCAGCUGAACACUUACAUAAAGAGAGUGGCAGAGCUGGAGACAAGAGUGGAGGAACUGACAAUCAGGGCAGAGUUCUCAGUGAUAGAUGAGGAAGAUUUAAGCCACUACAGAGACCAGCCGGACAGACUCAUCGAGGAAUACAAGAAACUCAAGACGGCAAAGAAGAAAGCUGAACAAUUUGCCGUUGAAGCAAAACAAAGUGCACAGAAGGCCUCAGUGGAGCUGACUCAACUUAAGGAGCAGCUGGUAAUGGAGAAGCACAUCAAUGAGCUGAGGCUGAAGCACAUGAUGUCAGACGUGGAGAGUAAACUGGCCUCGACAGAGCAGUAUCAGGACAAGAAGGAGGAGAUGGAAAUUGCCUACAAUGGCAUCAUCAGGGCUCUCGAGAAUGAGAGGACCCCUGAAGAAAUUACUCGCCUCAAAGUUCAGAGAAUGCCUACCCACACCUACAACCCAGAGGAAGUGUUUGAUGUGAUUGUCAAUGGCAACAUCAAGACUCAGUUCAAGGUGACCCUGGUGGCUGUAACUGGUCUCCCUGAUUCAGGAAAAUCGACUCUCGUUGAUAAACUGGCUCCAAAGAAACGUGUACCAAAUGCAAUUGGCUUUACUGCCACCGGAUCACACGCUCUUAUAAUGCAUGAAAUCGGUUACUGCUCAACAUCUCGACGAGAUAGGCUUACCCCUGAAUGGGGAGAGUUUCCAAGAGAAGAUAUCUACAUGUUUAUGCUCACCCGUGCUCUAGCAGACAGGAACAUGGCACUGCCAAUGUUGGAGAAGUGGUCCUACCAAAACAGCCUGCCAACAAGGUUCCUCAGAAUCGAACAUUUGCAACAGCACUUCAAAAAUGUAUACACUACAAUGCAAGAGGGCCUAUUGAGAUUUGCCGAAAGUGGUUCCGACUUUCAGUUCCAUUUGAUGUCGCAACCAAAUUACGUAUUCCUCAACAUGUGGGACAUUGGAUUCAGUAAGGCGCUUCUGGAGGCACUCCCUCUAAUUGCUCGUCUAAUGCACCCCUUUGUGAUGCUGAAUGUCCUCGAUCUCUCCAGAGAUAACCUCGAAAACUUACGAACUCAGCCAUUUAAACUUGUGCAUCAACAAAGGAAGCACAUCAUGAGAAGAAGGUCACGGGGACAUUACUAUGUUCGUACGUUAGGUUUGUGUAAACCACCAGGAGAGGCCAUUCUAAUAGGAACACACCGAGACAAGAUCCCCGAGGAACAAGUGCAGAAAGUAAAGAGGAUGACUGAGGCAGGUAUCAGGGCGAAAGCGGGGGAUGUAGGGGCCAAUGUAUCGAGGGAGAUGUUGGCAGUCGAUCUUCACAAUGACGGAGAUUGUGAACAUAUUAAAAGGUGCAUAGAAGACCUCAUGGCCUCGACUGAUGUUUUUGACAUUGACCUACAGCUCACCUGGAUCUUCCUGCACAGUGCACUUCUACACUACAAGUCUGACGCAUCAGAUUUCCUCAUGCAGCGUAGAGAGUUUGAUGCCCUGGCAUACGAAUGUGGGCUCAAAUCGAAAGAAGACACGGAGAAUUGCCUCAAGUUUUUCACAAAGAUUGGAAGCCUCAUGUACAGUCCAGAAUUCUUCGGUAGCAGAAUUGUAUACCACCCGAUCAACUUCUUUAAGAAAUUCAGCGCGCUUUAUGAUUCGGUUGAGACGGACGACAAGCAUUGCCAAGUCAGUCUCAGUGUUGGAAUUCUCUGCAAGAGCGUGGCAAAAAAUAUUUGGGGAGAUGAUAAGGAUUUCUUCUGGGAAGUCAUGCAAGAGGCUGGCAUUGCUGUUGCCACUAAGGUUCUCCCUAAAUCCUAUGAUCCAAUCUGUUAUGACUACCAAAUCAACUGCCCACACUGCAAAGAGACUGACCUACUGUUUGUGUCGACAGUUCGUAAAGAAACUUUCUCUCGAAAACAAGAUAAAAACGACUCCAACGACUCCCUCUUCGUAACGUUCAAUAAAGAGUAUAUUCCUGUUGAUAUUCAAGCACACUUUAUAAAGUUUCUUAAGGUAGAGAUCCCCGAUUUGAAGCUGAAAUUAUCGAAAUGCUACAAUUCCACGGAGUUUGAGCUCCCUAAUGGAGGGACCUUCAAAGUCAUUGUCCAUGGAGAUGUUGUGGAAUUGGCGGAAGCUGAAUUCUCAACCGCUGCUUCAGAAUGCUAUGAAGCAAGGGUUGUCCCACGCUCCGAGUUGCUUCAUGUGGUUAAACUGAUUCCAGUGGAGGUCUAUGGGGCAAUAUCCACCACACUGGGUCCAGGGAGAACCAGCUACACCUCAGUCUGUGAGGAGACAAUAGUGACACUCCUCACCGACUGGCAGAGACAGCAUCCCAGCAACAGACGAGAAACACUGGCUAGGAUCCUCCUCAAAAUUGGCUGCUACAAAGCUGCCAUCAAACUCGAUGCAAAAAUGUUCAAUGCUUCCAUGGAGGAAGUGCCACAAGAUUCCAGCAAAGAAGCCCUGUCAGCUGUGGAGAUGGAGAUACUCUGUAACUGUGCCAUUCAGUGGAGACUGCUAGCCACAGAGCUAGGUCUAGCUGGGGAUAAAGUACGAAAGAUUGCUCAGUUUGCCUGCACCAGUGACAGGGAACGCUGCAGGAGAGUACUGCAGGAAGCCAGCGAGGCGUUUUUCGGAGCGGUAAGAAGAGGAGAGGCAAGAAGAGUCCAGGAAUUGCUUCAUGCUCACCCCACAGUACUGGAAAGACCUGAUCCAGGUGGCCAGCGACCUCUGAUGGUGGCUCUGUCAGAGGGACAUGGGAACGUGGUGGAGGUGUUGCUGAAGAAAGGAGCAAACCACUCUCAACCCGAUAUGAGUGGCAACUCUCCACUACAUGUGGUGGCUGGAAAAGGAAACUUUGAAGCUCUGAGAGUGUUCCUAAAGAAUGUGCAAUUGCCACACAUCAACUGCACUAAUACGGAGGGUGACAGUGUCCUCAUGGGACCUGCUGGCAGAGGGUUCUCUAUUAUUGUGGAGUGUCUCCUACAACACAAUGCUGACCCAAACAUCACCAACAAGGCUGGGAGGACUCCCAUAAUGGAGGCAGCCAGGAAAGGUCAUAAAGAGGUCAUCAAGGUCCUCCUCAGGUUUGGAGCCGCCAUUCUCCUCACCAGCCAUGAGGACUACUCUGGGAUGCCUACAACUCUAAGAGAGGCAGUGGCCUAUGGCUCCACUGACGUUACGUCAUUCAUCACGCAACACUGUAACAAGGCUUCAGAGAAAAUCAAACAAUUGUUCCUGUCCAAGACAACAGAGGAAGUUGAUGACCUCAUCAGAAACUGGAUGCAGUGUCAAUCACAGGCGAGGGGUAAGACCCUGCGUCACACAGACAAACGAACUGACGGUUGUACAGCUCUAAUGGUGCAUGCAGAGUCUGGAAAUGUGGGUGUGGUCUGCAGAUUACUGGAUUCACAUGCCUUUAUGGAUGCACAGGACAUGCGUGGACAAACAGCUCUGAUGAAGUCAUCAUUCAGGGGCAGACUGGAAGUGGUACAAGAGAUGAUCAGAAGAGGGGCUCUCAUUGACCUAAGAUGCAAGGAAGGAAGAACUGCAGUGAUGUAUGGUGUGAUGGGGAAGAGUGUGGAAGUUACAAAGUUCCUAACUGUAUCAGGAGCAGAUCUAACUAUAACCGACAAUAGUGGUCGGACAGCACUGGUCCUAUCUCAAGAUACAGCCAUUUCCGAUUACCUCAAGAAGCAAAAAUCUUCAAGCAUAAGCAUUAGUGGGGAUCCUUUCACAGCAACUGUGACUGAGUACUUGCAGAAGCAGAAGAAUGUACCAAAACAGAUUGAACCAGGAGAGAGCAGUGGGUCUGCAGACUCUCCCAGUCAGCAGAGGAGAAGACAGACUCAUGGCAGGCCAAAGAGUGGAACACAGAGACACGGAGGAGAGGGAGACCAGAUCACUGUUCAAAUUAAUAGCCCAGUGGAAUUUGGAAUUCCUACAUUCUCAGUGAUGGAUGAGGGAGAUUUGGGCCACUACAGAGACCAGCCGGACAGACUCAUUGAGGAAUACAAGAAACUCAAGAUGGCAAAGAAGAAAGCUGAACAAUUUGCCGUCGAAGCAAAACAAAGUGCACAAAAGGCCUCAGUGGAGCUGACUCAACUGAAGGAGCAGCUGGUAAUGGAGAAACACAGCAAUGAGCUGAGGCUGAAGCACAUGAUGUCAGACAUGGAGGAGACACUGGCCGUUAGGGAGCAUUCUCGGGAGAGGGACGAGGCUGCCUAUAAGGUCAUCAAAAAGGCUCUUGGGGAAAAGAAACCUCUUGCUCAUGUUCUACCGACACGUGAAUACAGCCCUGAAGAGGUACUGGACAUCAUUGUAAAAGGAACAUCAAGACUCGGUUCAAAGUGACACUGGUGGCAGUUGGAGGGCUGCCCGGCUCAGGGAAGUCGACUCUCGUUGAUAAACUUGUGCCAAAAAUCAACAGUCAGCGUGUUGUUCCGGCACUUGGAAUGUAUGAAGUGGGUUACUGCUCGACGUCGCGAAGAGACAAGUUAACUCCAGAGUGGGGCGAAUUCACCCGAGAUGACAUCCAUAUGUUCAUGCUUACUCGUGCUCUAACGGAUAAUGGCCAGGCACUGCCGAUUUUGAAGCAAUGGUCUGGAAAUGCCCUCCCACCAAAGUUGAUUGCAAAUAAGCAGCUAUAUAACCACUUUGAAAAAGUGUACUGCGAUAUGCACAACGGGCUGUUAAAGUUUGCCGAAAGCGAAUCUGAUUUCCGAUUCCACGUGAUGACAGAGCCCAACUACGUUCUCUUGAACUUGUUUGACAUUGGGGUUAGUAAGGCUCUCAACGAGUCUCUCCCUCUCAUUUCCCGUCUAAUGCAACCCUUUGUGUUGCUGAAUAUGUUGAACCUUCAUAGAGAUGGGCAUGAAAGCCUCAGACUUCUGCCCAAAUUGACAGAUGUCCACAAAGCUCAACACGUAAUGAACGGAAGAUCUCGUGGACACUACUGUACCCGCAUUGGUGGGUUUUGUAAAGAACCAGGCAGGAGCAUUUUGAUUGGAACACACAGGGACAAACUAAAUGAAGAGGAUGCCCAUAGGAUGAAAAUGCUAACGGAGGCGGGCAUCAGAGCUAAGAUGGGGGAUAUGUGUGCCGGUGAGUCAAUGGAAUCAGAUAUGUUGGUUGUUAAUCUCCACGAUCAAAACGAUGUCGAAAAACUCAGGAGACACAUAGAGGAAGUCAUAAAUUCCACCCCGGCCUUUUACCACGAUUUACACCUGACGUGGAUUUUCCUGCGCAGUGCCCUCAAUCACUACACGUACCAAGAUUCAGAUUUCAUAAUGCCAUGGGAAGAUUUCUAUAAACUGGCAUGCGAGUGUGGACUGAAAGCAGAGGAAGACAUUGAAAAAGCCCUCAAGUUUUUCACGCAAUGUGGAAGCCUCAUGUACGACACCAAGUUCUUUGGCUAUAAAGUGAUUUACAACCCCCAAGUUUUCUUUCAAAAAUUAAACGCCCUCUAUGACCCAGAAAAUAGAAACGUAGAUGACCACGACCAUUACCAAAACACAGUGAGUUAUGGAAUACUAUGUGCGAAAGUUGCGAAGGAGAUAUGGAAGGAUGACAAAGAUUUCUUCUGGAAGUUAAUGCAAAAAGGUGCUGUUGCAGUUAAUCUAUCCGAAUCUGAGUAUGGGCUCACGUGCCCCCAUGAUGGUUGUGAGGAAACUGAGCUACUCUUUGUAUCAACACUUCGUACGGGGCGAUGUAAAAGAGAGAAAGGGACGAAUAUGAAGAAAGACUCUCUUUACAUAACAUUCAAUGGCCAGUAUAUGCCCGGAGACUUUCAAGUCCAAUUCGUCAAAAACAUCAAGCCAGUGAUGCCUGGAAUAAAGCUCAAACAUACUACACAGUAUUAUAAUCUAACCGAGUUUGAACUACCAAACGGUGGGUCUUUUCGGAUCUUUGUUCACGGAGAUGUGGUUGAGUUGGAAGUGGAGGGAUACGAGAAUAGCAGCAAGCUGGAAACAGAAACCAAGUCUAUUAUCAAGGCUACGUGCGUUGAAAUGCUGGAUUCCGUGCUAAAGUAUUUCCCUGGAUUCAAUUACCAGCUCGGACUACUCUGUACAGAUUGUCUUGUACUUAACAAGGAUACUGACCCAGCACCAAACAAUAACAUUACCUCCUACCUUCAUUUCCUACCGACAGACUGUGAGAAUGAACUGUACUGCAGGGACUGCGGAGAGCGAACGUUUGACGACGAGACUUACACACAGGGUUGCGGGAAGAUGAUUCAAUUGUCUGAUGGACAAAAGCGAUGGAUGGACACUCAGUUGAUAGGGAGUUUCAAGGUGCAACUUCUGGUGAAAAGUGCUACGAAGCAAGAAUUGUGGCACAGAAAGAGCUAUUCCAAAUUGUUAAACUGAUUCCAGUGGAGGUCUAUGGGGCAUAUCCACCACACUGGGUCCAGGGAGAACCAGUACAACUCAGUCUGUGAGGAGACAAUAGUGACACUCCUCAACCGACUGCAGAAACAGCAUCCCAGCAACAGACGAGAAACACUGGCUAGGAUCCUCCUCAAAAUGGGCUGCUACAAAGCUGCCAUAAAACUCGAUGCGAAAAGGUCAACGCUUCCAUAAAGAAAGUGCCACAAGAUCCCAACAAAGAAGCCCUGUCAGCUGUGGAGAUGGAGAUACUCUGAACUGUGCCAUUCCGUGGAGACUGCUAGCACAGAGCUAGGUCUGCUGGGGAUAAAGUACAAGAGAUGCUCAGUUGCCUGCACCAGUGACAGGGAACGCUGCAGGAGAGUAUGCAGGUCUCUCAACAGAGAAGGAAAUCAAGGAAAGAGAAUAUCUGAAGCAUUACACAAGAUGGGGUGGACUUCUGCAGCUAAGAGUUUAGAAUGUGGAUAUAUUAACACAUAAUUAUUGUCUUACCUUGUGUUCUAGCUGUGUAUAUUUUAUACAUCAAAGAGAAUGCGAUGAGGCCCUGAAAAAUUCCCACAGCAUGCUGUUCCUGUUUAAAAAUGGAUGGCCUAGAUAAGGUGGCCUAAAUUUUCGUA
Messenger RNA from Geodia barretti, 7555 nucleotides. The record is from the annotation of a GenBank genome assembly. Lineage: Eukaryota; Metazoa; Porifera; Demospongiae; Tetractinellida; Geodiidae.